AUGGGUACCUACACCGAUUUGCUUGUCUCAUCCACAUUAUUCCGUCGUCUACUCGACGAUACUCAUCAACACGAGCAAGAAAAUUCUGUUGAUCUUCAUCAUGAACAAGAACGAGAGCUUUCUGUCGAACUUCCACAUCAACAAUCGACUAUUAAUUCGACAAGUCCGGAGACAGAAGAUGGGUUGUUGGUGGCGUCCACAAGUGUUGAAACAAAACAAAAAGGCAAAUUAAAAUGGCGUGUGUAUGGCGCAUACUUGCGAGCCGGUGCUGGCAUUGUUGUCGGUCUUCUCCUUGUAUCACUUGUCUCGGCGGCACAACAAGCGGCAUAUAUCUUUAGCAGUUGGUGGUUGGCAGCAUGGAAUGAUGAUGAAAGCUAUCGAUAUCAGAUCUUUAACAAUUGCACGACUAGUCAGCAACACAGCACAAUAUGGUCUAUGACUGAUGCUGAAUGGAAUAAUUAUCGAAAUCGACGAUUCUACAUCUUUUCUGGUCUAUAUACAUUUUGUGAGCUCAUUCGAUGA
Molecule: messenger RNA, 522 nt
Organism: Rotaria sp. Silwood2
Lineage: Eukaryota; Metazoa; Rotifera; Eurotatoria; Philodinida; Philodinidae
Source: the annotation of a GenBank genome assembly